This is a messenger RNA of Centruroides sculpturatus (bark scorpion), 1010 nucleotides long. RefSeq names its product adipolin-like. The coding region runs from base 36 to 1010 and encodes 324 amino acids. Lineage: Eukaryota; Metazoa; Arthropoda; Arachnida; Scorpiones; Buthidae. The record is from RefSeq and is a predicted model, not a curated record. The transcript has 8 exons. Gene Ontology annotation, molecular function: protein binding.
GACCCUGAUUACUGGUUGCCAGUCAAAGGUUAAACAUGGAGACGUGUACACGUGUUUUACUCGUCCUCGCGCUUGUAUUCGUAACUGUUUGUGCCGAAAGAAUCGUUACAGAAAAUGACGAUAAAGGUGUAACGAAAAAACCUGCCAGCCGUUUGGUGCGCCCUUUUGUAUACAAUGCCAGGGAUGCUUGGCAAACGUUUCUAAAAAAUGCAGAAAGGGAAGAAAAAAAGGCUAAAAAGCAAAAAAAUCGAUUAAGGAAUGCUCGAAUUCGUCAGAUGCAGACAGGUCUUCCGGGUCCCAGGGGUCCUAGGGGACCACCCGGACCACCCGGUGGUCAAGUGACAAAAGAAGAAUUAGUGAAAAUAUUCGGCGAAAUGGUAAAAGAUGCAGCCGAAAAGAAAUUUCAAAUAACCAUCGACCCACAGUGCACUAAAGAAUAUUCUGAAGUACAAAAGACUAAAUCCGGGGGACAACAAUUGCAACCACCCUUGUUUGACGUGGAUCACGUGACGAUCACACCUAAAGUGUCGUGGAGUUUCCUGUGGCAAUUAAAAGAAAACGUGUGGAUCGGUUCUAACACCAUAAACGAGAUUUCUAAUUACUAUAAGCCAAUUGCAAAGGGUAGCCACGAUCGUUGCCAAAGUUUCGUGUCAGCCGAAGAGAGUUUCAAUUGUCAAAAUAACAGUUGGCUCGACACUGGAAGAUACGAACUACAGAAAAGUGGGUUCUAUACCUUUUAUGUCAGCUUUCAUUUUAACAAAAAUAAUUCGUGCGAAAUUCGACCCUUCGACUCUAUAGAAGUGUUAUUGUGUAUUAAUUCUCAGUGCGAAGAGAAUGUAUCACUCAAGACCAUAACGGAUGUAAAAAAUUCGCCAUUUACAGUCUCCAUUAAUGGGAUUUUACACUUAAAGAAGAAGCAAUACGUCUCCAUUUAUGUAAACAACAACUCGAAGUGUUCCGUGAAGAUCUUCAGAAACUCUCAAGUAACCGGUUUUCUCACCGGUUAUUAG